AUGACAAAAACCAGUUAUGAGCGUAAGAGGGAUGAGAAUGUAGGAGCGAUGGUUCCAGAACUCGCCUCGGAAGAAGCAAAAAGGCAGCAACAAUGGCGGCCGCCAACCAAGCAAGAACUACGGAUGCCAAUAAAACUCACUAGGCAAAGUGCAGCCAUGCCUUCACCUAGAGGCCAUCCACCACCUAGGAUAAGAAAUCCCUUGCCUCCUAAGAACACUUCCAAAGCCAACCCUAAACCUAUUGCCAUCUCUAGUGCCACCAACUGCAAGGCCACCUCACACCAAACACCAUGCCUUCGUUUGCUGUCAAGGUUGGAUGUGGAUAUUAAGAACGAGGGACCAAGCAAAGCUGCAUGCACUGAUAUCAUCAAGAAGGGAGUAAGGCAGCAGAGGUAUCACCUGAAAAUGAAGUACUUCGACCCUACACUCACAAUGGAACAGCUCUUGGCCAAACAACCUCCACCAAAGAUGAAGAAAGAGGAGUGGGUAAAGCUGAGGCCUAAGUACAACAACAUGGAACCAGAUGCUGUUGAUUUCUUUGGGGAGUGCAUGACUAGUCGCCAAAGUGGAACAAAUGGUGGCAGAGAAGAAAGAGAGCCAGAAGAAGGAGAAGCACAAAAGUCUCCCUCCACUAUUGUUGCUGAAAGUCUCAGCCACAUCAGCCGUUCAUCCACCUUUCUUCCGAACAUUGGUGUCCCUAGACUGUCGAAGACUGGCCAAGCCUCAUCGACAGCAGCACAAGCAUGCCUUCAAGCUGAGUUUGAGGCAAGACUUCAAGCUGAAAGAGACGAAGCUGCUAGGAAGCAGGAAGAAUUGCAAGCACAGCUUCAAGCUCAGCAAGCCGCACUCCAAGAAAACCAAAGUUUGCUGCGCCAGACUCAAGAGGAAGUGAAGGGGAUGAAUACCAAGUUUGAAGAGACUAAUGCACUGCUGCGAGCUGUCCUCAAACUUCAGAAAGAUUGA
Molecule: messenger RNA, 963 nt
Organism: Miscanthus lutarioriparius
Lineage: Eukaryota; Viridiplantae; Streptophyta; Magnoliopsida; Poales; Poaceae
Source: the annotation of a GenBank genome assembly